Molecule: messenger RNA, 1943 nt
Organism: Symbiodinium necroappetens
Lineage: Eukaryota; Dinophyceae; Suessiales; Symbiodiniaceae
Source: the annotation of a GenBank genome assembly
AUGAUUAGCAUGGGUUAUUGCCAAAUUGCCACAUGUGGCUUGGCCACAAGAUCUUUUUGCCUUCCGGCACGGUUGAUCAUGCGAGGGAUCGGGACAUAUAUUUGCCUGGUGCUGGCAUUGCUCUUGGGCUUCUACUUAGCUCUCGCACCCUGGGACGAUGUGGUGGACAUCGCCUUAGCGGUGGACGGAUUUCUCGGCCAGGCACCCCUCAUGGAUUCCAGGGAGUUCAAGACCACGAAACACCUAGAGGAGGUCGAGAAACCUUUGUGGAUUCCGUUUUUGCCUUUCGCGCCUCUUACGAAGCAGAAUGAGCUGGUUGCGCGUCACAACGAGUCUUUGCGGGAUAUGCCCGAAGACUGUGCCACUGCAGCGGCGGUAGACAUCUUCCCCAACAUCACCAUCGCCCAGGCUUGCCGCGCAUGGUGCCGAACGCAGCUUGGUCCAGGCAGCUCCCUGGCGCAUGCUUUGAGCCCUGUACAUUGGGUCAUUGUGAAGCGAAGUCCAGUGUAUUGGUUCAACGUGGACUACAGCAUGUGCUUUAAGGCAGAGACCGCCUCAUGGGCGCUCUCCUGGUUUCCUUAUUUCUGGCAUGCCUUCUUGGUCGCCUUGAUCUAUGGAAGCGUGAGUUUCAUCACCUUGGCCCGCCGACUGCAGGAGUCUCCUGAAGAGUUUCUUCCUUUGGGGCCGAGCCCAGACGAGCGAUCUGAGGAAUUUAAGACCUACUUUGAGAGGCGCUGUGGCCUUGAGCUUUUCGCAAAUGACCGUGCUGCAGAACGAACUUCGCUGAUGGUCUCGGUUGGCUGUCUACUGCUGGAACCAGCUGGGGAUGUCUUGGCAAUCCUUGGGUAUCUGCGGUACGGCCAGCCCAUGUAUGCCAUGGUAUCGACGUUCUUCGUCGUUUGUUCUUGCCUCCAUGCAUGCGACCUUUUCCAGAUGAACGGGUCGGAAGCCAUGGCACAGAGCUUCGCACGUGGCUUCGCGACGAAAGCAUUGUUUCAGCACAUGGUCUCUGAACUCUUCGAAGGUCUGGGCGCCACGGUAGUCCAGCUUUAUGCUUUCCUCACCAUGCGAUUUUUCAUCUGCGUGGAGGAUCCGAACAUGACCAUUACCUUUGCCAAUCUUUUGGUAAGCGCAUGCAUGUCGCUUACCACGACGCUGCCUAAUGGCUCACAGUCACUUUGGCUGAUCCUCAAAAAUUCCGGCCCAGAUUUCUUUGAUAACUUCGGUGACGUGCAGGACAGCAAGAAGAAGGUCCCUGGCACGUGGAAGUACAUGGCAUCUUGUUCUUGCGUGCUGAUUGCAGUCGUCGCUGCAGAGUCGUACCACACCUCCUACGAGAAGAUGGUCCGCCACGUGGGAUCAUGCGGCUUAACACCAUCAACGUCCGAGCUUCUCACAGGUUUGGCGGCGCUUCUCCUACUUCUCAGCAUUCUCGUUCUUGUAUGCUGUGGGCCUGUAAUCAUCGUGCUGUGUGCAGUUUGCCGGCCCUUUGCGUGGUGCAUCGGCUUCUGCUUUGGCGGCUGCCUGAAGUCGGCAGAGCCCUGCGGAGCAUGUGGAGCCUCGGACAGUGAGUCCGAGUCUAGAUUUUUGCCUUCGCAAGGGCAUGUGAUUCUCUCUCCUGUGCUGAAGAAGUCCAUGCUGCUGGCGCUGCUGAAGCUCAGCCACCCAGAGCGAAUCACGCUACUGCGUGGCAACCAUGAGAGCCGGCAGAUCACGCAGGUUUACGGCUUCUAUGCGGAGUGUGUUCGCAAGUAUGGUGAUGCCUCUGCCGGAAUCUCAGACGUCCAAGUGGAGUUGAGCCGUGAUUCUCUCACGUUGAUCAACUGUUCGGUUCAAUUGCUCGCUUCACCCAUCCUCAACCUGAUACUCACACCCACUGCCAGCAUCUCCGAAGCUCAACUGGAGGCGUCGUUCAAGACGAUCUGGGGCUUGCUCGGGGGUAG